Dovyalis caffra is the source of this 3075-nucleotide messenger RNA. The record is from the annotation of a GenBank genome assembly. NCBI's taxonomy places the organism in Eukaryota, Viridiplantae, Streptophyta, Magnoliopsida, Malpighiales, Salicaceae.
AUGUACAGAGAGUUUGCUGCGGGCCGAGCCUUGCCAUAUGAACAAGGCAACAGUGCAUAUCAUGCUCUGCUGGGCCAGACUAAAUUUUGUCCUCUUGGUCAGAUAUGGAUUCCUGGGAGGUUGAUUACGUACCGGGCCAGACUAAGUUUGGUUAGGCAAUGGACACUGCUGAACCAGCUUGUUCUCAGUAGGAAAGAACAAGCGUGGAGUAGGAUGGGAUCAAUUGGUAAAGAAGAGCUGCUGAAGAUGGAGAAGAUGCAAAUGGCGAGUGCCCGCGAGGAGAAGAUUCUUGUUUUGGUGAGGUUGAGGCCUUUGAGUGACAAGGAGAUUGUGGCAAAUGAAGUAGCAGAUUGGGAAUGUAUCAAUGACACCACCAUCUUGUACCGGAAUACCCUUCGUGAAGGCUCCACAGUAUUUCGAGGUGACAACGCUACGAUGGAAGUGUACGAGGAAGGAGCCAAGGAAGUUGCCCUUUCAGUUGUCAGUGGUAUUAACUCAAGCAUCUUUGCUUAUGGACAAACGAGCAGCGGAAAAACAUACACCAUGAUGGGAAUAACUGAGUAUACAGUAGCAGAUAUAUUUGACCAUAUGCAUAGGCAUGAAGAGAGAGCAUUUGUUUUGAAGUUCUCAGCAAUUGAGAUAUACAAUGAAGCUAUUAGAGAUUUGCUUAGCACGGACAGUACUCCACUUCGACUGCUUGAUGAUCCAGAGAAAGGGACUGUAGUGGAGAAAGCCACUGAGGAAACACUAAAGAACUGGGACCAUCUAAAGGAGCUUCUCUCUAUUUGCGAAGCUCAAAGACGGAUAGGGGAGACCUCCUUGAAUGAGAAAAGCUCCAGAUCCCAUCAAAUUCUUAGAUUGACAAUUGAAAGUUCUGCUCGUGAAUUCUUAGGCAAGGAAAAUUCGACCACUCUUUCUGCCACUGUGAAUUUUGUUGAUUUGGCGGGAAGUGAGCGUGCAUCUCAGGCACUGUCCACUGGGGCGAGAUUGAAAGAAGGCUGCCACAUUAACCGCAGUUUACUGACUCUGGGAACUGUUAUUCGCAAGCUAAGUAAGGGGAGACAGGGACACAUCAAUUACAGAGAUUCUAAGCUGACACGGUUACUGCAGCCUGCAUUAGGCGGCAAUGCUAGAACAGCCAUUAUCUGCACAUUAAGCCCUGCACGUAGCCACGUUGAGCAAACUAGAAAUACUCUUUUGUUUGCUUGUUGUGCAAAAGAAGUUACUACAAAAGCACAGGUCAAUGUAGUCAUGUCUGAUAAGGCAUUGGUUAAGCAUUUGCAAAAAGAGGUGGCUAGGUUGGAGAGCGAGUUGAGAAGCCCUGCCCCUACUUCCUCAACUUGUGAUUAUGUAUCACUACUGAGAAAGAAAGAUCUUCAAAUUCAAAAGAUGGAGAAAGAGAUUAGAGAGUUGACUAAGCAGAGGGAUCUUGCUCAAUCUCGUGUAGAGGAUUUGCUACAAGUGAUUGGAAAUGAUCAAAAUUCAAGAGAAGAGAAUGGGAUCAGUCAUCUUCACAAUCCGCAAGCGGGAGAUACUUGGGAAGAUGAAUGUUCAGUAUCUGAAUCAUCAGGGAUGGGUGAUCCUCAUUAUCUCAAUGGAGGUGUUAGAAAGCUCGACGCUGCUUGUUAUGGUGCAGACAGUGGGAGCAAUGAUGAGGAACCGUACCACCUUCAUGACAACACCAGCAACCAUGGGUUCUCUGAUGGUAUUUCUCCUCCAAUGUCAAUAGGAAAGACGAUUGUCAGAUACAAUUCAUAUGAUAAUCUGGAGGAUGCUACAGAAGAUGCUGAUGACUACUGCAAGGAAGUUCAGUGUAUUGAAAUGCAAGAGACAAGGAACGGGAGCAAUUUUGGACACCGUUCCAUAUCGAAUGGUGAAAAUGAAGGAACUUUGGCUUUGACAGCAUUCAGGGAUGAAGCCACGGAAGGGACUCACGUGCAAAAUGGAUUUACAUAUGAUGUUUUGGAGCAGAGAUUGCAUCACGUGCAAGGGACCAUUGAUACUCUUGUCACUCCUUACCCUGAUGAAUCAUCUCCACAGUCCUCAGUAGCUGAUAUGUCAACUUCUAGAAGCCUGAACUUAACAAGGAGCCGGAGUUGUAGAGAGAAUUUCAUGAGUGGCUCUUCUCCUGGAUUUGAGAAGGCAGAACAAAUUGAGAGUACACCACCUAAUGGUUUCGAGAAAAAUUUUACUGGGAGACCAGCAGGAUCCCGAAGGAAAAUUCCUCCACUAGAUUUUGGUACCAAUGGUACAAUGUUAUCGAGAAAUGAUUCUCAGUCAUCUCUUGGAAGUGCUUGCACUGAUGACUUAAGAUCACAGAGCAUCAGAACUUCUGCAGAUGAGGAUGUUCCUAGCAUCCACUCUUUUGUUGCAGGACUGAAGGAGAUGGCCCAGGAGGAGUAUGAGAAGCAACUUGUUGAUGGUCAGGUUCAGGAGACACAGCCAAUGGCUGAUAAAUAUGAAAAAAGUUCAAAAGAGAUAGGGUUGGAUCCUACGCAUGAAUCACUGGGAACUUCUCACAAUUGGCCUCUUGAAUUUGAGAGACAGCAGAGAGCAAUACUGGAACUCUGGCAAACUUGCAAUGUCUCAUUGGUCCACAGAACCUACUUUUUCUUGCUCUUCCAAGGCGAUCCAACAGAUUCCAUAUACAUGGAAGUGGAGCUUAGGAGACUUUUCUUCCUCAAGGAAACAUUUGCUCAAGGAUAUCAGGGCACAGGAGGUCGUCGGCCUCUCACACUAGCUUCAAGCAUCAAGGCUCUUCAUCGUGAGAGAGGGAUGCUAAGCAAGCUGAUGAACAAGAGGUUUUCAGAAGAAGAGAGAACCAGACUUUACAAGAAGUGGGGUAUUGGACUGAACUCAAAGCGUAGAAGGCUGCAGUUGGCAAACUGUUUAUGGAGCAACACAAAGGAUGUUAACCAUGUCAUGGAAAGUGCUGCCAUUGUUGCGAAGCUGGUCAGAUUCGUAGAACAGGGACAAGCUCUCAAGGAGAUGUUCGGGCUUAGCUUUACUCCCCCAACCUCCAGCACAAAGCGAAGGUCCUUGGGAUGGACAUACAGCAAGUCAUCCCUUUUGUAG